Messenger RNA from Talaromyces stipitatus ATCC 10500, 1449 nucleotides. RefSeq names its product arylsulfatase, putative. The coding region runs from base 1 to 1449 and encodes 482 amino acids. The transcript has 2 exons. Lineage: Eukaryota; Fungi; Ascomycota; Eurotiomycetes; Eurotiales; Trichocomaceae. The record is from RefSeq and is a predicted model, not a curated record. Gene Ontology annotation, molecular function: arylsulfatase activity.
AUGGACAACAAGAAUAUACUGCUCCUGAUAGCAGAUGAUUUAGGGAAGCAAUUGAGCUGCUACGGCUCAACGACAAUCCACACGCCAAACAUUGAUAAACUCGCAUCAGAAGGCACGAUAUUCGACUUCGCCUUCGCGAGCACAGCAUCCUGCAGCGGUCAGCAUACACAUCAGAAUGGACAAUAUGGACUCGCGAGUCACCGGCAUCACUUUGUGACGUUUGACCAUGUUGAAACUGCACCCCAGCUGCUCAAUAAGAUUGGAUAUCGUACAGGAAUUCUGGGCAAGAUACAUGUCGGACCUCCAGCUGUAUACCCGUGGGAAGAAAGACAAGAAAGCGAUACACGCGACGUUGCGGUUAUUGCCGACCAAGCGCGAAUAUUCUUCCAACAAUCUCAGAAUGAGGCUCGCCCGUUCUUUCUUACCGUGGGAUACCAUGACCCUCAUAGAGAUCGUACCCGGGGAGGCUUCGGAAAUGAUCAAGAAUACGACAGUCGUGUCCAACGAGGUACCUACACGCCGCAAGAGGUAGAAGUGCCUCCAUUCAUCAACAAUACUCCUGGCACGCGGUUUGAGUUUAGCGAAUAUUACAAUUCAAUUCAUCGAUUAGACCAAGGUGUCGGAUUUAUUCUUGAGGCACUUGUUGACUCAGGAUUUGCGGACUCGACGCUGGUGAUCUUCCUAAGCGAUAAUGGACCACCGUUUCUGAAUUCCAAAACAACUUUAUACGACGCAGGAGUCAGGUUGCCUUUGAUAAUCCGUCAUCCCCACAUAGGGAGAGCUGUCAGUCCCAAUAUGAUUUCAUACGUCGACAUACUUCCAACUAUACUGGACUAUGCAGGCCAUAAAGCGGUGAUUGACGGGUCAAAGAAGCGUUUGGGCCGCUCACUUAUACCCAUACUUGGUAACAGCUCGGUUCUUCCGGGCUAUGAUCAAGUUUUUGGCUCACAUACAUUCCAUGAGGUGACCAACUAUUGGCCAACCAGAUUCAGUAGAAAUAGACGCUACAAGUAUCACAGAAACCUGGCGUGGCGUCUUGACUUUCCGUUCGCAGCUGAUCUUUAUGGGUCGUUAUCUUGGGAGGAUAUUCGCAAUAUGGACUCAUCCAAAGGAGACAUUCUGAUCGGUGGGCGGAAAUUGAGGGAUUACUUCUUCCGUUCCCCGGAAGAGUUGUAUGACUUGGAUAAUGAUCCCGACGAGCUACAAAAUUUGGUUAAGGAUCCCAAGCAUUCCUCCGUGCUGGAGAACCUACGUGGGAAAUUGGAAGAAUGGCAGCGCCGAACAGAGGAUCCUUGGCUUUACCGUGACGGUGUCUCUGUCUGGUUUGUUCGAUACCAUCUGCCGGCGGGCCUGAAGAUACCCGAUCGAUUGGACUUUGACCCGGAUGAGCCUGGCAAUGAGGGUAAAAGAACAUUUCCAACAAACACGACUUGGGGUGCAGACGUGUAG